AUGAAGACACUGUUAUUCCUUCUCACUCUCUCCGCCAUCCUCCUUGUUGCCUGCACCAAGGCCAGGCCCUACACAACUCCCAUUGCCACGCAGUUGAGGGAUGAGCGUGGGGAGGAGAGCAGUGGCAAGGACGCCGUCAGCCAAGCGGACGGCCACGAUGAACAGGACGAUAAUGAAGACUACGACGUCUUCAUAUACGAUUCUUAUAACGAUACCGUGAAGGCCGAUGCACAAGAGGUGGAGGAGACCGAGGCUGCUGAAGAAUAUGACGAAGCGUACUACGACGACGAGUGGUAUGCGAAGUAUGCGCCAGUGUAUGUUGACUUUGAGGAAAAGAAAGAGGGUGACAAGGACAAAGAAGAUGAGAGGGAAGGACUGACCUUCGACGACGCGCGGUAUACGCAGCAUACGCCAGCAUAUAAAGAGGAGGAGGAAAAGGAGGAGACCGAGGCUGCUGAAGAAUAUGACGAAGCGUACUACGACGACGAGUGGUAUGCGAAGUAUGCGCCAGUGUAUGUGCAGUCUGAUGAAAAUGAGGAAUAA
This is a messenger RNA of Echinococcus granulosus, 543 nucleotides long. RefSeq lists its product as hypothetical. The transcript has a single exon. NCBI's taxonomy places the organism in Eukaryota, Metazoa, Platyhelminthes, Cestoda, Cyclophyllidea, Taeniidae. The coding region runs from base 1 to 543 and encodes 180 amino acids. The record is from RefSeq and is a predicted model, not a curated record.